Molecule: messenger RNA, 5406 nt
Organism: Porites lobata
Lineage: Eukaryota; Metazoa; Cnidaria; Anthozoa; Scleractinia; Poritidae
Source: the annotation of a GenBank genome assembly
AUACUGUUUGUGAAGUGGCCACGCAAACGUUAAACACUGGCGAGUAUACCAAAACGUAUUACGUACGAGUUUCAGUGGAUGGAGUAACCUGGAACAAGACGUACCAGGAGAACAAAGCAGAAAAGGUAAACUAUAACUUAAUUUUACCUUCUCCUACCCAUAAGCUUACGUAGAAAAAAAAAAAAAAUUCUCGGCCUUUUUUGCCCUUUCAGAGGCAAGUUAGGAGAGCAAACGAUCUGGAUUUCUUACUAGGGAGCUUCGUUAACCAAGAGACCUUUCCCGUUACGUAACAUCAUUCUGUCGUUGAGGCAAAACAUGAAUAGUAAUCGAAAGAGAACCGAGAAUUUUAAAAUUAUGGCACCAUCAUUUAUCCACCCACUUUGCAGGCUACUGAACUUAUCAAUUCAGUGCAUCCAAUACCUUCCCUGACAGAUGGAAAUUUGCCAAGUUACACCACUGCACAAAGGUGGACAGCAUCGUGAAAGAAAUAACUAUCGCCCCAUAUCAGUGCUGCGAAUCCUGUCUAAAAUCAUCGAAAAACUUUUAGCAAACUCGCUACUAAAAUUUCUUCAAGAGAACAAUUUGCUAUAUCUAAUCAGCCUUCCGUUCUGCUCAUUCCACUGAAACGGCUCUUAUCAGAAUCCCGGACGAAAUUUUGUUUAAAAUGGAUAAUGAUGACGUCACGGGACUAGUAUUUGUUGAUUCCCGUAAAGCGUUCGACGUAAUCAAUCAAAAUCUACUACUGAUGAAAUUGUCAGUGUAUGGUGCCAGCCCAGAUACCGUGGCCUGGUUUCGAUCGUAUCUGGAAGAGCGAAGACAGUUUGUGAAACUAGGGCAUAUAACAUCAGAGCCGAAGCCUGUCAGUCAAGGGGUACCACAGGGAUCAAUUCUCAGUCCAAUUUUAUUUCUCUUAUUUGUGAAUGAUAUGCCUUUACAUUUGAACAACUCCACCAUUGAUAUAUAUGCUGACGAUACCACCCUGUCCUUGAGUGCAAACUGGAAUAAUAUCAAUUCUUUAACUCAGGCUCUUUCUAAUGACUUGGAGAAUAUCGAGAAAUGGUCAAAUGAAAACAAAAUGACAUUAAUACCGAGAAGACUAAACCGUUACUUGUUACGGGAAAAAGGUUACAACAUAAGCUUAGUGAGGAAACAGCCACCUUAAAGCUACGCCUUGACGCCACAAAUAACCACCAGUUAUCGCGUCACAAGUUACUGAGUUUAGUCAUUGAUAAAGAUCUUAGCUUUGAAGCACACAUAGAUGAAUUAUGUGAGAAACUGUCAAAACGACUUGGACUUUUGAGGCAUAUUAUCCUUAUCUCAAACAAAGACACAAUUUAACUUUCCAUCUUGCUACUAUAAACUUAAGCCAGUUAUGCUGUACCUGAGUCCAAUCUGGUCAUCGUGUAAUAAAGAAUUGCUAGAAAGAGUCUUACGGAUGCAGAAGAGAGCUGCACGCAUUAUAUUGGACGCCGAGAGAACAACACGCACAUUAACUAUGGAUUUCAUUUUUUAUCGAGGCAUAUAUAAGCAGCUGUUCUGUAGCCUUUAAGAGAAUAGAGGGUACAACUCCAGAUUAUAUUAGUUCUAUAUUAAAGACAAAUUCUGAUAUUCAUGACCGAUCCACUCGUUUUGCAAAUUUGAAUUUGAAUUUUCAUGUUUUUAAGAAAAACACAGAAGGAGGCCGGACCCGCGUGCGAACUAUUAGAAAUUAGAACGAACUGUCCAUGGACGUAAAGAAGGUGAAAAAUGUGAAAUCUUUUAAAAAGAAAUAGUAUACGAAUUUGAUCGCUGAGCAAAAAGAGACAGGUAAUUUUGAAUAUCUUUUAAACACUUUUUAAAUACUUUCAAAUAUCUUUUAAGUAUUAAGUUUGUAAAAUAACUUGUUUUAGAUAGUAGGGAGUUUUUAAACAGUUAAAAUUUCUAACUAAGAUUCUAGAUAAUAGUACAUAAUACUAUCUUUGCUUGUUUUUAAAUCGCCUCUUUUAAUGUUAAUUUUUAUCUUUUUAUAGUGAUAGUGUAAAAUUAUUUUAAUAUUAAUCUUGUUUUUAUGUUUUAUAGAGGGCCACAAGUUUAUCAGUUUUUUCAUAACUGUCACGUGUUUACCCACUUUAAAUAAAGGCGUCACCCUACCUUACCUUACCUAGUUCACUACAGAAAUCUGCAGUUAUAUCUGAAUCUCGGAUUAAAACUCCAAGAACUCCAUCGUUUAUUGGAAUUUAGUCAAUCACCAUGGUUAAAACAGUACAUUGAUUUUAAUACACAUAAAAGAACUAAUUCCAAGAAGUCAUUUGAAAAAGACUUUUUUAAACUGAUGAACGACUCAGUAUUUGGUAAAAUCAUGGAAAACAUCAGAAAACGAGUUGAUGUAAAACUUGUUAGUGACAAGCAAAAAUUAUCUAAAUUGGCAUCCAAACCUACUUACGUGAACAGUAAAAUCUUCAAUGACAACUUUUUGGCACUUCAUAAGAUAAAAGAAACACUGACUCUUGAUAGACCAGCCUAUGUUGGUAUGUGUAUUUUAGAUCUAUCCAAGACACUGAUGCAUGACUUCCAUUAUAAUUACAUCAAAAAGAAAUACAAAAACAAAGCCAAACUCCUAUUCGCUGAUACAGAUUCACUAACUUACGAGAUUGAAGCUGAAGUCAUAUACAAAGACUUUUGGGCUGACCGAAAUAAGUUUGAUAACAGUGAUUACCUGGCAGACUCCAUGUACUCUGAUAAAACAAAUAAGAAAGUAAUUGGUAAAUUCAAAGAUGAAGCUGCAGGUGUACCAGUUACUGAAUUCAUUGGAUUGAGAUAAAAAAUGUAUUCAUAUACAAAAAAACAAUGACAAGAAUAGGAAAAAAAAAACAGCCAAAGGUAUCAAAAAAGGACGUUCUAACACAAGGAUUACAAAGGCACAUUAUUACAAAACCAACAAAUGUAUCAUAACAUGAAUACUAUCAGAAGUACGCGCCAUCAACUAGGGAGUUAUGAGCUAAAUAAAAUAUCAUUGUCCUUUUUUGAUGACAAAAGAUAUGUUCACAAUAAUGGUAUAAGCAAUUAUUCAUAUGGUCACUAUAAAACAUUAAAUUAAGAAUAGGCACCCAAGGUCAAGGUCAAACCAUCCAGUUUGGGGUAAAUGGGUAAAAAAAAAAUGACCCCGUACCCCUAACUCCUAUACUACGUAAAUAACCGCUCCCAAAGUUAACAGAAGCUGGGGAUAAAUAACAAAGGAAAUACAAAAGAAGGCACAGAUUACACAGAUGGACAAACAAGCAGAAGAUUGAAGCGGAAGCAAUUGUGGUGUUUGAAACCUUGUUGUAGCCUCACUGGUUUUUCAAAAGUUAAUUUUUGUUGUUUGCAACGUUUGAUAUAGUGCUUGGGAGACAUAAAUGUUGUACAAGAAGCAGUGAUUUUGACAUUCAAAAAUUAUUGUUCAAGUUCAUAGCGAAUUAUGUCGCGUAAUUUGCAUUAUUAUAUACAUACACUGAGAAAUACUCACCAAAAAGCUAUGUCGUAAAUUUUCGUACGCAAAUUAGUUCUAGCCAAGCAGAGGAGCGAACGAUGGUUUUCACACGUGAAAAAAAUGAUACGUCCAAUCAGAAUCGCGAACGAUGUUUUUUCACGUGUGAGAAAAAUGAUACGCCCAAUCAGAGGCCACAGAGGUGUGUGAGUUUCGCGCCAAAAUUCCCGCCUCUUAUUGCAGCUUGCAGCGCCGCUUCGCACACAUUCAACGAGAAAAGUUUUACUCAAAGAGUUUUUCUCGCUAAAAAAGUGAAAAACAUUUCGGACAUGGAGUGCAAUAGUUUCGUUUAUUUCACUGUCGAUAAAGAAAACGGUAGAGAGCCGGCGAAACAACAGCGGGAAGGGAAAAACAGAACGGGACGUAAGCUUUUGUUGUGCUUUUUGUCGGAGCUACUUUGCCUUUCAUUUAAGCUUAAGCUUAUAUUGAAACCGGCCAUUUUACUUAAAUUCACUCAUUUUCAAUUGUGCAUUGACAACAAACAGUUAAGAUUACUUAUAGUUCUUGGAUUAAGUUACCUCAUAUCCUUUCCGUCAUUUAUGUUUUUAACAAACGUUUUUACUAAAAAGCUGAUACUUCGUUUUCGUUGUCAUUUUGCGGCAAGUGUGUAGCGGCAAAUAAGCAUCUUUGAAAGAUUUAAAAUAAAAAGGCCGCCAAAAUGAUGAAUGUCUCGGUAUGUAUAUAAUAAACACAAUACCACAUGGAAAGUGCUUUGUACGGUAUUUACGCACUCGUUGUUUUUGUAUCAGAAAUCUUACUCGUUCGCUGCGCUCACUCGUUCGAUUUCUGAUACGUCAACAACUCGUGCGUAAAUACCGUACGCCAGCACUUUCCAUGAAGUAUUCUUUAUUGAUUUAAUAAACAAACUGAACUAGCCAGCCGUGACACAUCCUCCCCACAUUUCCUUCAUUAGAUAAAGACAAACGGGGUAUGACAUUAUCAACGUAGAUAAAUUCCAUUUCAAAUUAACGAGAUUCCACUUCAAAGAAACGGUUUAAAACAUCCCUACUACACUACUAAUUAAAUACCUUCUUGUUUUCACUUGCAGGUUUUCCAAGCAAGUACCGUUUUGAAGGGUGUCGUAAGACAGAAACUCAGUCAAGUGGUGAAAGCGAGAUUUGUUAGGUUUUUUCCUAUAACAUAUCAUGGUUGGCCUUGUUUAACUGUUGAAGUAUAUGUACUCACACCUAAAUCUUAAAACAUUCGGUUAAAAACCAGUUUUUUUGUAAGGUUGUCACAAGGUUUUCUUUUUCCUUUUAUGUGUCUGUUAAUUAUUUAGCCCUUUUGGUAGGGAUGCUCUCACAAUUUCUGUAGAGCAUACAACUGUUUGAAUGAUUAAGUAGCAUGCAUUUAUAUUUUUGGACCUCCAUUUAUUAAGGAACUGAUACCGGCGACAAAUGCAAGUUGCCGACGCUUCUUUUUCACCUUCAUUUAUGAGAGAACAGGCUUUUUCCAAAGAGAUACUCAUAGUCCACUCAUCGGAGUUUCCCUUUGGAGGUUUGAAUACACUAAGGCUCCAAUCCCUUUUAGUAAAAACUGUGUCUGUUUAUGUCGCUGUAGUCUUAGAUCUCACCCUCAUACAAAACUUCCUGGAUAGAUGCUUUAAGAGGAAAUAUACAUCUAACAGAAUGGACUUUCGAGAACUUUUGGAAAAGGCAGAUAAGAAGCUUUUCAAAGUACGUCCAGUGGAUCCCGAUGUCCCGUAUAGUAACAUUAUUCCAAAGAAGAAAGAAACAAAGUAUCAUCUUAGAAACAAAACUGCUCAUCGCCCGCAGAUAACGACUGAUAGAUUUAACAAUGUAUUUGUGAAUAGGCUUAUUUUUGGAUAUAAUCUUUAAUCUUUCUAUUUCUACUAUUUGCAUACUGUAUGUUUUACGUAUUUUCUGACUUAUUGAUUUAUU